This is a messenger RNA of Misgurnus anguillicaudatus (oriental weatherfish), 2619 nucleotides long. Lineage: Eukaryota; Metazoa; Chordata; Actinopteri; Cypriniformes; Cobitidae. The record is from RefSeq and is a predicted model, not a curated record.
UCUAUAUUUACAGGAAAGUCAAGGUAAACAGAACGAGGCAAGCACUGAAGUGAAUUCUGGUGAAGUCCAUUUCUCUUUUUCCAACCAGUCACCUGCAUCUCCACAUGAACCGACUUCUUUUAUGCCAAUAAUGAAUGAUUGUCAUUCCCCAACCCCCCCAAACUGGUCACCUGCUCAUUCACCUGCACACUGGUCACCUGCUCCUUCAUCUGAUCCUUCAACUGCACAUUGGCCACUUGUUCCUUCACCUACACAUUGGUCUCCUGUUCCUUCACCUUCUCACACACAUCAGUGGUCACCCGAGCAUUCUCUUCCCACUCAACCUUCCUCUCUAACAACUGACAGUUGUGAAAUGAUUUCGACACAAGUUGAUCUGCAGAUGAUUUUGAAGAAGCUACAUGACAGAGUUGAUCUCCAAUGUAGUCCCAUUAGCAAUUAAAUUAAUGUUAGUCGAGGCAACAUUUUACAAGGUAGUCUGCAAGCUUUUAAAAGAAAGCGCUUUAAACCAGAAGCAAGGCUGGAUGUGAUUUUUGUCGACUCUGAUGGGGUUGGAGAAGGAGCAGUAGAUGAAGGUGGACCAACCAGGGAAUUCCUACGCUUGCUGAUGAGGGAAAUCCAAAUGUCAAAAAUAUUUGAAGGACCAGAAGAUAACAGACUACUGGGUCUUGAUAAUCAUGGUGAGGGUUAUCUUGUUUGCUUUUUAUAUUUUGUGUGUGUGCGCGUGUGUGUGCGUAUGUGUGUGCGCGUGUGUGUGUGUGUGUGUGUGCGUGCGUGCGUGUGUGUGUGUGUGUACAGUGGCAAGAAAAAGUAUGUGAAACACUACAAAUAAACUGGUUUUACAUAGUGAUUUACUAUAAAAUGUGAUCCAAUCCUCAUCUAGGUCACAACAAUAGACAAACACAAUGUGCAUAAGCUGACCACACACACACACACAUAGAUAUAUACAUAUAUUUAUAUGUGUAUGUGUAUAAUGUAUGUAUAUGGGUGAGUGUGACACAAACUAAUGCAGGGUUAAUUGUAACACAGCUUUACAUAAUUAACAUUUAUUAAGGGCCGAGCAAUCUGUGCUUUUGGUCUUUUACUGUCAGAAGAUCUGUGAAUGCGUUUUGGUUAAGAUAUUGAACAAAGAGUGUUUUGGAGUUAUUUUGAUUUUUGAGUUGUAACUAGUAACUGAUAUCUGGGAUUGAAACCUUUUUACACAGCGGGAUUAGUUGUCACACAAUUAAGCCUCAGGUAUACAAUGAUAAUGAAAUGAAAACAAUUUAAAUACUAUUCAUCAAGAUGAUAAUUGUUAAUACAAUAUCAGGGGAAAUAACUCGCUAUUAUGAGUUGUGGUCUUAAUUGUGCAGCCCUUUCAAUAAAAUCUAUUUAUAUGCAUUCACUCUUUGAAAGGAUGUGCUAUCUUUUUACACAUCUUUUCGUGUUAAGCUUUUAACACAUUAUGUUUUAUUUUAACACAUUAUGUGUCAUUUUGUGUUAAAAUAUAACACUAGUUGUGUUAAAAAUAAAACAAAAUGUAUUGUUUCAAUAAUAACACAGAGAUGGGUGGAUUCAGUAAUGUGUUGUUUUUAACACAUCCAUUCUAAGAGUGUUGAUACAAUGAUGGUUAGAUGAUGGAUAAUGGAUGGAUGAAUGUGAGGAUAUCUAUCUAUUAUAGGCAGAUAUAUAAACAUUAUCCACCUUUAGUAUAUAGACAGAAUUUAAUUGAAUUAUUUGUGUUUAAACUACAUUUUCUAGCAGGUGUUACAACAAACCCUCUGUUUGUUACAAUGAACCCCACCUAUGGGGUAACGUUUGCACUCCUGUAACUUUCAGUGUAAUUGUACGAUAACAGUCAAUCCCACAAGCAAAGUGUUCAUUUGUAGCAGAUAUGUGUGUAUUGAUUGUGUAAAAAAUUAUUAAUCUAACUGAAAUUUUUCGAAUGAUAGAGCCAAAGCCAAAAAGCGCAUGUUUAUGCCCUGCUCUCCCCUCCCCUAUAUAUAAAUUUUGUAUAUGUUUUUCAGCACUCGAGAAUGGCUUGUACAUGGCCAUUGGAAAAAUGAUUGCAGUGAGCGUAGUUCAUGGUGGAGUUGGCCCUCGUUUCUUUUCUAUUCGUCUCUUUAGGCAACUCUGUGGUAAAUGUACACUUCCUGUCUCCCUUGAGGAAAUAGCAGACAUCAGCUUCAGAGAAAAACUCUCAAAGAUUAAAGAAGCAGACUCUGUUGAAAAAGCUAAUUCAGCUAUCUCAGAUGCUGGGGACAGUCUGAACAUGAUGGGAGCACUUAGGUACGUCUCAUCUCUUAAAGAGAGGGAUUCGCUGGUCCAAUCUGCAGCAGAAUACUUUGUGAAUGGGCGGACAAAUUUGGCUCUCAGACAAUUUGAAGAAGGUUUCCAAACUCUUGGUGUGAUUGAAGAGCUCAAAAAUUAUGCGGACAUCUUGGAAGACCUGUUUGUCAAUGCAGUCAGACCACUGGAGGCAAAAGAUCUCUCCACUCUUUUCGAAGUGGACUUAUCACCCCUUGGAAGCAACAAAAGGCUGCUGGAAAGUAAGAUGAUCUGUUUCUGGAGAGACUGGUUGAUCGAUGUAGAAGGUAUGGGUUUUAAUGCUUUAUCAAUGCUUUAAGAUGUUUUAAGGCCAUG